AGGUGUGUUGCACUUGCAUCUAAAGAAGACCUGAGGGAAGACUUCUUGAUUGGCACUUUGUAGACAAACUGUGUGUGUAUUCAACCUUGUAUUCCAAUUGUGAAUAAUUUUUGUUUUUCUUACAGAAUCAAUGUCUUCUUCGUCCUUGGAUCAAUGGAUCCACGACGUGUUCCUCAGUUUCAGAGGAAGAGACACUCGUUGGAACUUUGUGUCUCAUCUUUACGCUGCCCUCUCAAACGCCGGAAUCAGAACAUUCCUUGACGACGAGAAGCUUGAUAGGGGAACGGAACUAGAACCUGAACUACUGCGAGCAAUAGAAGGGUCUCGUAUAUGUAUCGUCGUUUUCUCGCAUACCUAUGCUGAAUCUAGUUGGUGCCUUAUGGAACUCGAAAAGAUUAUGGAAUGCCACGAAACAAUUGGUCAGGAGGUUAUGCCUGUUUUUCAUGAUGUUGAUCCAUGUGAUGUACGUAAUCAGACCGGUAUUUUUCAAGAAGCUUUCGAAGGACAUGCGAUUGGGUACUCAGGUGUCACCGAUGUGUUGUUGCGUUGGAAGAGAGCACUCAAAAAUGCUGCAAAUUUGGCUGGUUGGCAUGCCAAAAGUUUCAAGUCUGAAAACAUGCUAGUGAAAGAAAUCGUUGACUGUAUUUUGAGAAAAGUAGAAAACAGAUACAUGUCAAUUCCAAGCUUUCCUGUUGGAUUAUCAUCCCGCGCGCAAGAUGUGAUUCUGUUUUUAGAAGCGCGAUCAAGAACAACUAGUAUUGUAGGGAUUUGGGGGAUGGGAGGAUCUGGUAAAACAGCAAUUGCUAAAGCUGUCUACAAUCAAAUUCAUCACAAGUUUGAAGAUACAAGUUUCCUUCAAAAUGUUAGAGAAGCUUGUGAAAAGCCUAGAGGCCAAAUUGAUUUACAGGAACAACUUCUUUGUGACAUAGAUCAAACAAGACGGGUGAAGAUACUUGAUGAUGAAUCAGGAAAAACUAUGAUCAAGGAAAGACUUUGCAGCAGAAGGAUACUCAUUGUACUUGAUGAUAUAAAUAGUUCUGGCCAGUUAAAUGCACUAUGUGGAGAUCGUAAUUGGGUUGGUAGAGGAAGCAUAAUAAUUGUUACAACAAGAGAUGUACACAUACUUAAUGUCCUUACAGUUGACUAUGUCUAUGAAGUGAAGGAAAUGAACAACAAUGAGUCCCUUGAGCUUUUUAAUUGGCAUGCUUUUAAGGGAAAAAGUCCAAGAGAAGAUUUUGUUGAACUCUCAAGACAUGUUGUAGCUUACUGCAGAGGCCUACCGUUAGCUCUUGAAGUCAUUGGGUCUUGUUUGUAUCAGAGAACAAAAGAACAAUGGAAAAGUGUGAUAUCAAAACUAAAAAGAAUUCCUAAUCAUGAAAUACAACAAAAACUAAAAAUAAGCUAUGAUGGUUUAAAUGAUGAUACAGAGAGAGAGAUAUUUCUUGACAUAUGUUGUUUUUUCAUUGGUAAGGACAGAGCCUAUGUUACAGACAUCCUAAAUGGCUGUGACUUUUAUGCUGAAAUUGGAAUAACAGUCCUGAUUGAGCGGUGCCUCCUAAAAGUUGAAUAUAAAAACAAGCUUGGAAUGCAUGGUUUGCUACGUGACAUGGGAAGAGAAAUCAUUCGUCAAGAAUCAAAAAAGAAUCCUGAAACGCGUAGUCGACUGUGGUUUCAAGAGGAUGUACUUAAUGUAUUGACAGAAGAUAGUGGAACAAAGGAUGUUAAGGGAUUGGCUUUGAAACUGCCAAGAAACAGUAAAGCAUGCUUCAAAACCAAGGCUUUUAAGAAAAUGAAGAAUCUGAGAGUGUUGCAACUUGACUAUGUACAACUAACUGGCAAUUAUGGGUAUCUUUCCAAACGGUUGAGAUGGGUCCAUUGGCAUGGAUUUCCUUCAACCUGCCUACCCAGUGAAUUUUGUUUGGAAAAUCUAGUUGCUAUUGACUUAAGGCAUAGUAAUCUUAAAAUAGUUUGGAAGGAACCUCAGUUGUUAGAGAGGCUAAAGUUUCUCAAUCUCAGUCACUCCAGGAGCUUGACAAAAACCCCUGAUUUUUCAACACUACCAAAUCUUGAAAAGCUCAUUCUCAAACAUUGUCCAAGCUUGUCCGAGGUGCACCAGUCCAUUGGAGAUCUCAGAAAUAUUCUUCUAAUAAAUUUGAAGGACUGUACAAGACUUGGCAAUCUCCCAAGAAAUAUUUAUAAGUUGAAAUCUUUGAAAACACUUGUUAUUUCUGGUUGUUCAAAGAUUGACAAGGUGGAAGAAGAUAUAGUACAGAUGGAAUCGUUGACAACCCUACUUGCAAAGGGUACUGCUAUAAAACAAGUCCCCUUGUCAAUAAUAAGGAAAAAAGGCAUUGGAUAUGUAUCUCUAUGUGGAUAUGAAGGAUUGUCACAUGAUAUUUUUCCUUCUAUUAUUUGGUCUUGGAUGUCACCCAAAACAAAUGCUCUAUCCCGUAGUUGCUCAUUUUGGGACAUUUCAUCAACUCUAGUGUCCAUAGAUUUGCAGAAUAUCAAUUUGGGUGAUAUAUUAUUGAUUCUUAGAGGCCUUUCAAGACUUCAAAGUGUUAGGGUGCAAUUCUGCUCUCAGAAUCUUCUAUAUUAUGUAUAUGAUGAAAUUUUUACUGUGUUGCAAGCAACAUCCGAUGUAUUGAGAAUCUCAGGACAUUCCUUGAGGUCUCUUUGGAUAGGAAUGGGAAGUUAUCAUCAAUUUGUCAUCACUCUUUGCAAGUGCGUACCACAGGGAUUUACUACCAAUGAGUCUGGCAGUUUUUCUCUCCCAGGUGACAAUUAUCCUUAUUGGUCAACCCAUAAAGGUCACAGGCAUUCAAUACUUUUCAAAGUGCCUCAAGUUAAUGAUUAUCACAUGAAGGGAAUGAUAUUGCAUGUUGUUUGUUCAUCUAUGUUAGAAAGUGUGGCGGCAGAUUGUCGUAUUAGUGUCUUGAUCAUUAACUACACAAAGUACACCAUACAGCUCUACAAUAGAGGCAUACUAAAGUCCUUUAAUGAUCAAGAGUGGAAUGACAUAAUAUCAAAUUUAGGACCUGGUGAUAAAGUGAAGAUUUUUGUAGCUUUGGGACAUGGAUUGACUGUCAAGAAGACAGUAGUUUUCCUACUUUAUGGUCAAUAAAUUAUCCUUUAAUUUGGGUGCCUUGAAGAAACAAUAAUUUCACAUGAAAUGGUGCCGUUGUGCAUAAUAGCUCUCUAGAAAAUCCAGGGUAAGCUCAUGAAGAAAGUGAGUUUUCGGCAAGGAAGUUUGAGUGUGGCCAGGUUAUUACAUUUUUGGAUUGUGAAGGUUUAGGAGAUGGUGGUACUACUUUUGAAGAAGGGAUUUUUAAUUCUUCAAAGUAUGAAGUUCAAAGAUGGUGUUAUUAUUUUCUUCUAAUCACAUGGCUAUGUGUUUAUGAUGUGUUUUGAAAAGGUUUCCUCCGCUAGGAUGCUCCGAUUUUCUUCCGUUGUGACUUGUGACUCCAUUUUUCCUCACAGACUAAAAUAUUCCUCAAUAUGAAUUUUCCAGUGAUAAAAGCUGCUAUAUUAACAAUCCAAUCUCGUAAUGUUUUCCACAACAAACUAAGGUGAGCUUCCAAGAUCAUGAAAGCUUUUGUUUUAUGGGUAAGAUUAAUGAUACAUGUUUGGGGGUGCUUUUCUUUCUCAGUUUGCUUGGAUUUAUGUAUACAAGAUGAUAUCUUAGCUAAUAAUUUAUCAUAAUAAAUUUGAGAUGAUGACGUAAAU
This is a messenger RNA of Abrus precatorius (Indian licorice), 3726 nucleotides long. Its product is annotated as TMV resistance protein N-like. Lineage: Eukaryota; Viridiplantae; Streptophyta; Magnoliopsida; Fabales; Fabaceae. The transcript is spliced from 5 exons. Gene Ontology annotation, molecular function: ADP binding. The record is from RefSeq and is a predicted model, not a curated record. Gene Ontology annotation, biological process: defense response; signal transduction. The coding region runs from base 131 to 3124 and encodes 997 amino acids.